Molecule: messenger RNA, 1710 nt
Organism: Exophiala viscosa
Lineage: Eukaryota; Fungi; Ascomycota; Eurotiomycetes; Chaetothyriales; Herpotrichiellaceae
Exons: 1
Coding region: 1-1710 (569 amino acids)
Source: RefSeq, a predicted model, not a curated record
AUGGCCACCGCCGUCUGGCCAGCUUACAAGAGAGCGGCCACCGCAACCGAGGAGAUCUGCAUCCUGACACAGUCAACCUCAGAUAUGUUUCGCUUCAAUCACUCAACAAACAAGACUGCUCCCAAACAUACUCGCUCCACGGAGAGUAGAACUCCUGUCCAAACAGUGUCAGCAGAAGAGGAUGACCACGUCUCCGCGUUGACUGGUCCAGCGGCUUUCGCUUCCCAUGACGCGAAUGACGGCCUUCCUGUCCCUACAUGGGUCAGUGAGAUAAAUAACUCGAGGGUCACUAGGCCCAGUCGUGCCUCAUCGAUAAUAUCCACGAGGACGAAGAUCUCUACCACCACGUUCCAAGAUGACGCACGGAGUAUAGACAUUGAUGUUGGAGGGCGAUCCUUCAGAAUUGGUCGGAAUGGCUCUCGUAUUACUACUACGACUGACGAUCCACCCCCAUACUCUGCUCCUGGGGAGACAAUCCGCUUCCGAAGUGGGGAGACAACACCAGUAGACUCUAACAGCAUCCACAAUGAACAUGAAAUGGACUAUGAUGUGUCCGAACCGGAAAGUGGUGCACUGACACCAAGGUCGACUCUGGCUACACUUCGUGUCAAGCCCAGUGUGAGAGCAAAUAUCCUUAACCCUGCAGAGUUCAACAUGCCCUCACCGAUCGGACACGAUGGACAUCAUCGCCGCUCACUGUCCGCAACGUCGAUUGAACCUGUGCGGUCCCGUCAGGUAGUGCAACCUUCGGAGAGGAUGUCGUUCAACGCAGCCGAUCAAGAUGUGAUUUCUGUCGAUAGGCCUCUUGCACAACCGCAGAGAAGGUCGACUGAGGCAGGGCUGCCGGUUUCAACAGACGUAACACUCCCUUCACCUUUCUCGAGACAAAGGUCACGGAUUCGGCUGCCUGCAAUUGACACGUCAACAGACAGACAUUCCCUGGCUGUCGGUGUGCCUCAGAGGUAUGCAGCUGAUUUGCAAGCAACCUCACAACGUCCGAUACAAAUCCGUUCGGCCGGUGCCAUACUCUCCACCAUAGAUGACCACGACGAGCCACGGUCACCUGAUUACAUUGGACGCCAUGCAACCGGUGCCUUCCCCUUGCCUAUGCGAUCUACCUCAUCGCAGAACACCAUUCGGCACGAGACUGGCCCAUCUCAGACCAGAAACGCAUUGGACGAACGAAGAUUUCCAUUCGAGACUAGCAUUCAGACGCCCAACCAAAAUCACUGUCCAUUGCCAAUGGAUAGUGAGAAUGAAAUCAGCUUGCAUUACGCUAGAAUGAUGCGGAAGCUCGAUUACGGGUACCGCAAAGCUCUACAUCUCAAAGACAAGGAAAUGGCAGAGCUCCGGGAAAGACUACAUGAGAAAGACACGGUACUCAGGCAGCAACUACGAGCCAAAGACUUUCUGCUGGAUGAUCUCAAGAACCGGCUGACGAAUCUCGAGGAAAAUGUGCAGAUUAUGCUGGAAAAGGCAAGGAAUGAGGUUGAAGAUUUGUGGGAAUCGCGAUGGAAAGAUCGAGACUUUCAUCUUCGUGAACGUAUGCGAAGAAUCGAAGAAGAUGCGCAAAAGACAAUCCAGCAACUGAGAGCCUCCCACCCAGAAGCGGGUGAGGACGGCAGCGAUGACGGCUCGACGACAACCAAGGUGAAUGUGGCACCAGGACCCAUCUUGCAUGCAAUAGAACCGAAACGUGUCUUUCAAUGA